GUCACUCGACAAUGCUGGCUGUCUCUUUCUGACUUCAUUGUCCAACAUUGCUGAUUGAAAUUCUCUCCUCAAUGUAAGUGCACAUUUAGGGCCCCCGCAGACUGCAGACUUUCUAUCGGCCGAUAGUUUAGUCGGGUUGGGCUGCCAGUGCGCACGCCGAGCCAACUAAACAGUUUGGUUGGUGGAGAGUGCGCAUACUAGCCAACAGUCGGCCGAUGAUUCUUAAGCUAUUUACGAUUCACUAGUUUGUAUCUGACUGUUGAAGUAGCUGUCGCACAAUGAAAGUAAAUACAAUAUUGUCCAGAAAUGUUAUUAUUGCUCUGAUACAACGUAGGAGGAAAAUCAAGAAAAGAUUCCGAGAGUACUGGGUGCAUCCCAUUCUCAGUGAUAGAUUAGUUGCUGGAAAAUUUUACACAAUGCAUUCCAAAUUACUGGAUUAUCCGAGAAAAUUUUUUGAGCAUAACCAGCUUCAAUGAACUUGUCAAGCUAAUUGGACCAGCAAUAGCGAAGGAGGAUACAAAUUUAAGGCUUUCUAUACCUGUGGAGUAGAGAUUGAGCGUUACGAUAAGAUAUCUGGCUACUGGAGCUAGUUUCAAUACAUUAUCUUUUGAUUAUCUGAUGGGCGCUUCUACAAUACGAGACAUUACUAAAACUACAUGUGAGCAAAUAUGGAAUGUGCUUCAACCAUUGUAUAUGCCAAUCGAACAAGAAGGCGACUGGAUUAAAAUCGCAGACGAAUUCUAUAGUCGCACAAAUUUUCCAAACAUCAUUGGAGCGAUAGAUGGCAAACAUAUACGGAUGAUACAGCCAGAACAUUCCGAAACUCUCUACAGCUGUCCCAUGGAUAACUUGACUAUAAAUGAAAACAACCGAGGAAGAAAUAAUAUGAAUAACGUGCGACAGUACAUGUCGUCAUAUUUUAUUUCUCCUGGAGGCGCAAUUCCGUGUCAAUAUAACAAAGUGUAAUAAUGUAGUAAUUAAUGUAAUAACAAAUGUAAUAAGUAUUCAGCUACACCUACGUACAUAAAUAAAAAUUCACAUGAAGCGUUACGUACCUUUGUUUGUUCUGUCCUCGGCAUUAAGGUGAUUCCAACCAAGAACAACUGCUUCACAAACUUCCUCCCACAAUUUUUUCUUGAGAUUUGCGUCGGAGUACUCUUUUAAAGUUUUUUUAUAAAGCGCAGGUCUUUUCUCGACUUCUUCAAUCAACUGUACGAUGGACGUUUCUACAAUCAACGAUUGUGAAUUUGGCGAUGCCAUAUUAAAAAUAUACGCACGAAACGACUGUCCAACGCCAAUGGCCGGAGCGAACUGAGCCAUCGGCCGAUUGAACAAUCGUCGUGUGUGCGCACGUGGAAGUUAGCCAAUACUGAUUAAGCAGUCGGCCGACAGUUGGCCGACAGAUCAGUUUGAAGGAAAUCGGGAAGCCCAUCAAACUUUUUUAUCGGCCGAUACUGAAUCGUUGUAAUGUGCGCAUACGCAUAACUCUCCAUACUGAUUAACAAGCCGACCAAACUAUCGGCCGAUAGAAAGUCUGCAGUCUGCGGGGGCCCUUAUGAUGACUGCGCAAUUU
This is a messenger RNA of Acanthoscelides obtectus, 1573 nucleotides long. NCBI's taxonomy places the organism in Eukaryota, Metazoa, Arthropoda, Insecta, Coleoptera, Chrysomelidae. The record is from the annotation of a GenBank genome assembly.